AGCGUGCGCCGACUGGGGGCCGAGCUGGCGAUGCGCGGCGAAGAGUCGGUGGCCAUCGUCUGCCACUGGGGCGUCAUCAACCAGAUGUGCAGAGUCAGUGCCCGAAACGCCGAGGCGGUGGUGUGCGAGAGGUUCCCGAGGAGCGGCCACCUGGCAGCCUCCCGAAGUUUCCUCCCGCCAGGGUGCCCAAGGACCUCUUGAUGUCGGUGGUGGGCCUGUGCUUCGGAGCGUAG
Molecule: messenger RNA, 233 nt
Organism: Prorocentrum cordatum
Lineage: Eukaryota; Dinophyceae; Prorocentrales; Prorocentraceae
Source: the annotation of a GenBank genome assembly